This is a messenger RNA of Loa loa (African eye worm), 886 nucleotides long. RefSeq lists its product as hypothetical. Gene Ontology annotation, molecular function: RNA binding. Gene Ontology annotation, cellular component: cytoplasmic exosome (RNase complex); nuclear exosome (RNase complex). The record is from RefSeq and is a predicted model, not a curated record. The transcript is spliced from 4 exons. The coding region runs from base 182 to 757 and encodes 191 amino acids. Lineage: Eukaryota; Metazoa; Nematoda; Chromadorea; Rhabditida; Onchocercidae. Gene Ontology annotation, biological process: U4 snRNA 3'-end processing; CUT catabolic process; poly(A)-dependent snoRNA 3'-end processing.
GGUAACAUAUUUCAUGUUUUAUUUAUUUGAUACAUGUACCUUUAUGUUCUGAUCAGUUCAUAUUCCUGAAACAAACGCAUAUUAGAUCAUUGGUUGUGGUCUAGAACGUGUUAUCAAUAAUCCCGAUCAAUUGUUAGUCGUACAACCGGGAAUACGGCGUGUAUCGCAUGGUAAACAAUGGAUGGCGGUUCAUUCACGAAGGUAUGUUCCACAGAAGGGUGAUUUUGUAAUUGGAAUUGUUACUUCUGUGCAUGGUGAAACAUUUAAAAUUGAUAUCGGCGCUGCUGACAUCGCUUUUAUUAGUUUCCUUUCCUUUGAAGGUGCCACAAGACGUAAUCGUCCAAACUUAAAAGUUGGUGAUUUAAUUUAUGCAUCUGUUACUACUGCAACAAAACAUCUUGAACCAGAGCUUACAUGUGUUGAUGGCGAGGGUCGAGCACGUGGUAUGGGUCCAUUACCAUCCGGUGGAUUUUUGUUUAAAACAAGCCUAAAUCUUGUACGUCGAAUUCUUUCACCAACUUCAAAGCUGUUAUCACUAAUUGGUAAAGAUAUAAAAUUCGAAAUAACAAGUGGCAUUAAUGGACGAAUUUGGAUCAAAGGCAUAAAUGUCGUGGAAGUUAUAGCUGUUUAUCGGAUAAUUAAGGAUUCAGAGUUUAUACCAGAACCAGAUAUUCCAGCUUUCGUAGAUAAGCAAAUUAGUCGUUUAUAUGGCUUUCCAGUAGUUACUGAUGACAGUAAUAAUGACCGAAUAUCGUAGUGCCCCGUAUGUGCGUAUGAGUGCGUGUUUGUCUGCGUGUGUGCGUUUAUAUAUACAUGAGUAUUUUAAUUAUAGUACAGUUAGGUUUGAUUUCAGCAAUCAUUUGUUUGAUAAAUACAAGAAUAUUUU